AUGCAGCAGCUGCUCAAAGACUGGCGGCAGGAUGCCAUGCACAAGCACCAAUAUGAGUCUGCUAUCUACAUAGGGGAUAAGCUACUCGCCAUUACCAAUGAUCCUAACGACGCCUUCUUCCUUGCCCAAGUCCAUUUCUCAACCGGCAAUUAUACCCGCGCGCAAAGUUUCUUAGACAAGCAUGAUCUCGUGGAACACAACUCAGCAUGCCGGUACUUGGCCGCUCAUUGUCAGAUCAAGCAAGGGAAAUACGAGGAAGCUCUCUCAAUACUAGGAGACAGAAAUCCAAGCCAUCUUAUUAUAUCACCGAGUAAGACACGGCGGAAAUUACACCAUACGAAUGGGACACUACGGCCAGGAAGUAAGCAUGGGAAAGCAACAGGGAGACCUGAGAGGAUAGAAAAGAGCGAGGAGAGGGAUCGGGAGAAUACAUCCAACAUCAAGUACGAAGCAGGCAUGUGCUAUCUACGGGGAUUAUGUUUCGCGAAGCAAAGCGCCUUCGAUCGCGCGAAAGAGUGUUACAAGGACGCUGUACGAAUAGAUGUACAAUGCUUCGAAGCAUUCGAUCAGCUCAUGAAGAACUCUCUCAUGUCACCAGAUGAAGAAUGGACCUUUCUGGAUUCCCUAGACUUUGACUCAAUCUCUGGAGAAGACAGUUCUACAUCUCAAGAAGUCGCUCAGUUCGCCAAGAUGCUCUACACCACCCGCCUCUCGAAAUACAAGAACCCUACGGAAUUCAACCACGCAUCCGAGACCCUUUCUACCCAUUAUAACCUCGCCACAAAUCCAGACCUCCUCCUUUCCAAAGCUGAGCUCUUCUUCACACAAUGCCGCUUCAAACAAGCACUCGCCCUCACAACCUCUAUCCUGGAAACCGACGAAUACAACUUCUCCAUCUACCCUCUCCACCUAGCUUGCCUACACGAGCUCGCCCAGACGAAUACGCUCUUCCUAAUCUCCCAUCGCCUCGCCGACCUCCAUCCUGACCAGCCCGCCACCUGGCUAGCAGUCGGUGUUUACUAUCUCAGCAUAUCCCAAAUAGCAGAAGCGCGGCGCUUCUUCUCUAAAGCCUCAAUGAUGGAUCCACACUUCGGUCCUGCCUGGAUUGGGUUCGCGCACACCUUCGCUGCAGAAGGUGAACAUGACCAAGCCAUUUCCGCAUACAGUACCGCUGCGCGCUUAUUCCAGGGGACUCAUCUCCCACAGCUUUUCCUUGGCAUGCAGAAUCUACAGCUCAACAACAUGACUCUCGCCCAUGAAUACCUCAACGCCGCUCACGCCCUGUGCAGCACUGAUCCUUUGCUUCUCAAUGAGCUUGGCGUGGUCUUCUACCAUCUUGACCACCUCUCCGAAGCCAUCAACAUCUUCAACAGUGCUCUCACCAUUGCAGCCGACAUAGAUAGUGAUCCUAGGGCGUGGAUCGCUACCCGCGCAAACCUUGGCCACGCGUACCGCCGGCAACGAGAGUGGGCUCUAGCAUUGCAAGAGUUCGAAGAGGUCUUACGCCAGGGCGGUCGGGAUGCAGGCAUCUUCUGCGCCAAGGGUCUCGUGCUGCUAGAGAUGGAAAGGAGCUGGGAAGCGGUGUGUGCGCUACAUGAGGCUUUAGCUGUGGGGCCGCAGGACCCGAUCGCUACCGAUCUGCUAAGCAGGGCGCUGGAGGAGAACGCUAGCGUACAGGGAUGGGGUGGUGCGAUGGAGGCAGAGGAUGAGGUAGAUAGAGAGUUCGACAAGGUCCUGGCGGCAAGGAGGCAUGGGCCUGUGGGAAGGAAGCCAAGGAGAAAAGACAAAGGAAAGCAGAGAGUCAGCGAGGUCGAAGAGGAUAGCAUGAUGAUUAUGAGUGAUGACGAGGAUUGA
This is a messenger RNA of Letharia columbiana, 1854 nucleotides long. RefSeq lists its product as uncharacterized. Gene Ontology annotation, biological process: cell division. Bases 1 to 1854 code for a protein of 617 amino acids. Gene Ontology annotation, molecular function: protein binding. The transcript is spliced from 2 exons. NCBI's taxonomy places the organism in Eukaryota, Fungi, Ascomycota, Lecanoromycetes, Lecanorales, Parmeliaceae. The record is from RefSeq and is a predicted model, not a curated record.